This is a messenger RNA of Staurois parvus, 573 nucleotides long. The record is from the annotation of a GenBank genome assembly. NCBI's taxonomy places the organism in Eukaryota, Metazoa, Chordata, Amphibia, Anura, Ranidae.
UGUGAAUUCCUCAUGGAGUGCCCCAACAUUAUGGAGCGAGGGUUCCGCAAAAUCCGUUCCAUCAAGGUGGAAAAUGGACCAUGGGUCGGCUUUGAGUAUCCAGAAUUCCAAGGGCAGCAGUUUAUCCUAGAAAAAGGAGACUACCCUCGCUGGGAAGCAUGGAGUGGAAACACCGGCUACAGAACUGAACACCUUCUGUCCUUCCGACCUGUGAAAUGCGCUAACCACAGUGAUAGCAAAGUGACCCUAUACGAAGGAGAGAACUUCCAAGGCCGCAAGUUUGAGUUGUGCGAUGACUACCCCUCCCUGCAGGCCAUGGGAUGGUGCACCAAGAGGUGGCCUCCGUCAAGGUCAGCUCUGGCGCCUGGGUGGCAUAUCAGUUCCCCGGAUACAGAGGAUACCAGUAUGUGCUGGAAAGAGACAGGCACAAUGGUGAAUACAGGAACUAUAAUGAAUACAGCACUCAGGCCCACACUAACCAGAUCCAGUCCAUCCGCCGCAUCCAGCACUAAGGAACCAUCCCGGGACCUCACAGCCACUCUGUCUAUGACCCCCAUCCCUGCCGCACGGUGA